CACAUAGAUCAUGGGCCACAUGGAAGUACUCGGCAUCAUCGCGGGCGGCUUCAACAUCUACUUCCCGAUGCUGGUGGUGCUGCUGUGCCUGGCCACGCACCUGUCGCUGGGCAGCCGCCUGCUGACGGCGUGCGGCUUCCAGCAGUUCGUGGGCGACGACGACCUCACCACCGACCUGGUGGACGAGGGCCGCGAGAUCGUCAAGCGAGGUGGGUGGAGAUGGUGCUUUGUUUUUUAGAGUGUUUGAGAUUUGAUUACGAAAAGUUGUGCAGCGUUUCAAAAUAGAUGACUGUCAAGCAACGUGGGAGGAAAUAAUGGUCUUUUGGGGGAGAUCAUAAGCUACAUGGAGGGUCUUUUGAGAGAUCCUGGACCACAGUCUUUUAGGCGAGCUCAUGGUCCCAAAUGGAGGCUGUUUAGAGAGAGAUCCUGAACCGCCUGGAGUGUCUGAAGGCAGAUUAUGGGUUACAUGGAGGAUUUUUUAGGGAGAAAUCAUGGCCUACAUGGAGGGUGUCUUAAGAGAUCAGGUUCGACAUGAAGGGUGUCUUGAGAGAGAUAGGGCUACAUGAAGAGUGUCUUAAGAGAUAUCCAUUGGCCACAUGGAGUGUCUUGAGCGAGAUCUUAGGCCACAUGGAGGGUGAUUUAAGAGAGAUCAUAAGCCGUUUAUAGAGAGAUCCUAAACCGCCUGGAGUGUCUUAGGAGGGAUUAUGAGUCGCAUGGAGGAUCUAUUAGGAGAGAUCAUGGCCUACAUGGAGGGUGUCUUAAGAGAUCAGGUUCCACAUGAAGAGUGUCUUGAGAGAGAUCGGGCCACAUGAAGAGUGUCUUAUAGGAGAUAUCCAUUGGCCACAUGGAGUCUUGAGAGAGAUCUUGGACCACAUAGAGGGUGCUUUAAGAGAGAUCAUGGGCCACAUGGAGUUAUUUGGGAAUGAUUAUGGGCCACAUGGAGUCAUUUGGGAAAGAUUAUGGGCCACAUGGAGUCCUGGGCAUCAUCGCGGGCGGCUUCAACAUCUACUUCCCGAUGCUGGUGGUGCUGCUGUGCCUGGCCACGCACCUGUCGCUGGGCAGCCGCCUGCUGACGGCGUGCGGCUUCCAGCAGUUCGUGGGCGACGACGACCUCACCACCGACCUGGUGGACGAGGGCCGCGAGAUCGUCAAGCGAG
Ostrinia furnacalis (Asian corn borer) is the source of this 1157-nucleotide messenger RNA. Its product is annotated as LMBR1 domain-containing protein 2-like. The transcript has 2 exons. Lineage: Eukaryota; Metazoa; Arthropoda; Insecta; Lepidoptera; Crambidae. Bases 11 to 238 code for a protein of 75 amino acids. The record is from RefSeq and is a predicted model, not a curated record. Gene Ontology annotation, cellular component: membrane.